UUGCAUCAGGUUGCUUCAAUGUCGAAGACUUGCAUCCUCGAUAGUCUCAUCCCGUUGUUCGUUCGAAUACGUUUCUCUUAUAUUUUCUUUCAUCAUAUAUUAUGAAGAGAGAGAAGUCAUAAAAACAGUGUCAGUUUUAUCGAGUCCAGUGAAAUAAAAAAUUAAUUAUAAUUCAUAUCAAUAAUUACUAAAAAAUGAUAAGUGUUUACAUAAUGUAUUAAAAAAUUAACGAUGUAUGGAAAAAAACCCAGAAUGUGGUGCUGUGCGCUUCUUCUCGUAAUUUCGUUUGCGGAAUCUCAAAAUUUCAAAAAUGAAGAAAAUGACGAAUUGAACGCAAAUUUUACGACACAUUAUAGCGAUCAAACAGAAAAACUGCGACGUGACUCGUAUAAAAAUCCCUUCAAAAAUACCCAAUACGAAGAUUGUCGCAUCAACUCCACAUGUAAUGAUGAUGAGAAUUUGACAAGGAUUGAAGAAGAGAACGAUCAGUUGCUUAAAAAUUCCAGCAGCACUCUUGAGAUUUUUACUGUAACAGCGCCUAAUAGUAAUCUUUCAGUAGAAAUGAAUAAAAUAAACUACAUAGAUUUGGGCGCCGACAUAGGAUCUUUAUUAUUUUUGCUGCCGAUAUUUCUCGUGUAUUCUAUACUGCCAGAACUCCGAAAUGUACACGGCUUCAUAUUGCGGAAUUACAUCGGUGCCUUGUCUAUUGCAUACGGAAUUGACAUUGUGAAUAUUAUAAUUAGAACGAAUGCUGUGCAAGAUUCCGUCUGCAUUACAAUAGCCUUCUUAAUCUACUUUUGUUUUUUGGCAAGCUUCUUCUGGUUAAAUAUAAUGAGUUUCGAUAUAUGGUGGACAUUCAGAACAUUCUAUUCGUUACAACGAAAUGUGAAACAGCAACAGAGAAAGAAAUUGUUAUUUUAUGCAAUCUACGCGUGGGGAAUUCCCUUUAUCCUGGCUAUCGUUUGUAGUAUUAUGGAUUUUAUUACAAGCGUGCCAGAAAUUUUUCAACCAAAAUUUCGCACAAGCGGUUGCAUAUUAGAUGGGGAAAAUAUAAUUGCGUUUAUAUUGUAUUACUAUGUGCUCAAAAGUAUGUGCAUUAUUAGUAGCAUUUGUUUAUCUAUUUCUACGGCAUUAAAAAUUGGACGUUACAAAAAGGAUACGAGUCAUUGUCUGAUAGAUUCGGAGAGCAAGUGCUAUAACGAUAAUAAAAAAUGGUUUAAUCUAUAUCUGAAGCUAUUUAUUGUGCUAUUUAUCGUAAUAGGCAUAAAAUGGCUCAUGAUAACAGCGUCAUUAUUAUAUGAAAAUGUAUCAAUUUACAACUCGUGUGCUACUAAUUUACUGGACAUUAUUAAGAAUCUGUGCACCUUUAUCAUAUUUCUGUGGAAAAAAAGGAUCAAGCGCAUGUUAUUCAAGCGAUUCGGCUUCGAUUUGUCGUCAAAUGCUUGACACGGAUCGAAUGCAACAUUUUCGAGCAUUAUUACCACGUCAAAAGAAAUAGUCAUACAGGAGAAGAUGAGUUUUUCCGGACGAGCAAGUCACACUGAUUUAACCGACCUUUAAUUUUUAUUUGAAAAUGGAAAUCAUGUUUAUUUAUGCUGAUCUUUAUGUUUAAGAUUAAUAAUUAUAAUUUAUACAUAUUUUCGCGGAUUUCGUAGCAAAAUUAUAUUAUUUUGUCUCGUUUCUUUUUCAAAUUCAAAUAAGAUUAUAUGCUACAUUUCUUGACAUAUAUUUAAAUAUUUGUAAUAUUGUUAAUUGUAGCGGCUGAUAUUAUUUUCAAAUUUCAAUAUUUGUAGAACUUUAGAAAGCUGUUACAAAAUUUACAUGAAAUUACUAUAAGUUGUAAUUAUAUAUACAAUGUCGGACGUUUCGGAUUAAAAGGCACAACGGGCUGCCCAUUUUUCACAGAGUAGAGAGUCGUAUUAGGACUUAAAUUUUAGAUUUUUUCACGUAGAGACGAAUGCCGUCUGGUGAAUUUUGAUAAAUUUAAAAUAAAAUUUUUUUGAAAAAUUUUUUUCCUCGGCAAAAGUUGAGUGUGAAAAAUUAAAUACAGCAUCAGCGCUAUCGGAUCUACCGCAAUUUUUAAUUCCAAAUCAAAUAAAUACUCAUGAUAUAACUCUCAAAGUUAUGCAAGUGGAAUCUAAACCGGUUUUGGAAUAAGUAAUUUGUUUUUAAUUUAUAUGUGCAUGCAUUAUAACUAAUAUGAUAAUGUAUAAGAGUUGGCAAAUAAUAAACUGAUAAAAGAUA
Messenger RNA from Nylanderia fulva, 2244 nucleotides. RefSeq names its product G protein-coupled receptor Mth2-like. NCBI's taxonomy places the organism in Eukaryota, Metazoa, Arthropoda, Insecta, Hymenoptera, Formicidae. The record is from RefSeq and is a predicted model, not a curated record. Gene Ontology annotation, biological process: cell surface receptor signaling pathway; G protein-coupled receptor signaling pathway. Gene Ontology annotation, cellular component: plasma membrane. Gene Ontology annotation, molecular function: G protein-coupled peptide receptor activity.